This is a messenger RNA of Salvia hispanica, 2458 nucleotides long. RefSeq names its product protein ACTIVITY OF BC1 COMPLEX KINASE 3, chloroplastic-like. Lineage: Eukaryota; Viridiplantae; Streptophyta; Magnoliopsida; Lamiales; Lamiaceae. Gene Ontology annotation, biological process: protein phosphorylation. The record is from RefSeq and is a predicted model, not a curated record. Gene Ontology annotation, molecular function: ATP binding; protein kinase activity.
UGCAAUGUGAAGUUGGGUUGUUGAUGCGAACACGUCACACCCACAAGAAAAAAUCAUAAUUCAUGCUUGUUUCUUUAUUUACUACUCCCUACUGGCAUUUAUUUUGGACCAAAUUGAUUCGAUGAGUACCGCCGCAAUCUCUGUCGUGGGUCCGGCCAGUUUGAGUUGGGGCCAGAGGACAGGCCGACGACGACGUCCGCCGCGAGCGGCUCUGGUGGAGGCGGCGAAGCCCCCCCGAUCACUAGAGGAGGUAAGUGUUGCCCGAUUGAGAGACUCUUUCAGAGACCGAGCCGAUGAUAUGCAAGCCGAGGCGGCGGCAAUGGCUCGAGCCGCGGAUGCUUCUGUCUACAGCGCGGAGCUUCUGUCCACCAAAUACGGCUCCCGCCCAAUCAAGGUGGCUCAGAGGGCUUUCGAGAUUUUUGCAGGGCUGGGCUCCUUCGCCUUUGCUUUGUGGCUGGACCAGCUCCAGGGCCGCCUCGAUCAGAACCAGAGGCGCCGAGCCGCCAAUCUUAGGAAUACUUUCACUCGAUUGGGCCCCACUUUUGUCAAAAUCGGACAAGGUCUAUCCACCCGCCCCGAUUUGUGCCCACCCCUUUACAUUGAGGAGCUUUCUCAGCUGCAGGAUGCUUUGCCAACAUUUCCGGAUGAACAAGCUUUUUCGUGCAUUGAGAGAGAGUUGGGAUGUUCGCUUGAUUCGGUUUACUCAUCAAUCUCUGCAUCUCCGAUUGCUGCUGCUAGUUUGGGCCAGGUUUACAAGGCCCGGUUGAACUACUCGGGCCAGGUUGUUGCUGUCAAGGUGCAAAGGCCUGGCAUUGAAGAGGCUAUUGGUCUUGACUUUUACCUGAUCAGAGGCGUUGGUUUCCUCAUAAACAAGUAUGUCGACAUUGUUACUAGUGAUGUUGUUGCUCUCGUUGAUGAAUUUGCUCGAAGAGUUUAUCAGGAGCUGAAUUAUGUACAGGAGGGGCAAAACGCUAGGAGAUUUAAAAAGCUGUAUGCGGACAAAGCAGAUGUCCUCGUUCCAGAUAUUUUCUGGGACUACACAAGUGGAAAGGUGCUGACUAUGGAGUGGGUUGAAGGAGUGAAACUAAACGAGCAAGAAGCCAUCGAAAGACAAGGGCUCAAAGUUUUGGAUUUAGUGAACACUGGCAUACAGUGCAGUCUUAGGCAGCUGCUUGAGUACGGCUACUUUCAUGCAGAUCCCCAUCCGGGGAAUCUCUUAGCAACGCCUGACGGAAAGCUUGCUUUUCUUGACUUUGGAAUGAUGAGUGAGACUCCUGAGCAAGCUAGAUCUGCCAUAAUUGGUCAUGUCGUUCAUAUGGUCAAUCGAGAUUAUGAAGCCAUGGCUCGUGAUUACUAUGCUCUGGACUUUUUGUCUCCGGAUGUAGAUGUUACUCCUAUUGUGCCAGCUUUGAGGAAUUUCUUUGAUGAUGCACUCAAUUCAACUGUGAGCGAGCUCAACUUUAAAACGAUUGUGGAUGGCUUGGGCGCUGUUCUCUACCAAUUCCCAUUUAACGUGCCUGCAUAUUAUGCUUUGAUUUUAAGGUCUCUCACUGUUCUAGAAGGCUUAGCUCUGUAUGCUGACCCUAAUUUUAAGGUGCUCGCUGCGUCGUAUCCAUAUUUUGCGAAAAGGCUUCUUACCGAUCCCAAUCCAUAUCUCAGAGAUGCUCUUAUUGAACUGCUUUUCAAGGAUGGGAGAUUCAGGUGGAACAGACUUGAAAACUUGCUUGAACAGGGAAGAAAAGACAGAGAUUUCAAUGCCAAAGAUGCUUUACAACCUGUUCUUAAAUUACUACUGGGGCCGGAUGGUGAAGUACUUCGGGUUUUAGUAAUUAAAGAAGCAAUCCAAGUAACUGAAGCCAUUGUUGUGGGCUCAGCGAUUGAAUCAUACAAAUUAGUUCCUGAUGUGAUAAGGACUCUUGUUUUUAAUAUCAAUGGAACUACUAGUCCGUUUGUAAUGAACAGUGCUGAACAGGAAAGUAUGAUGGAGCUUAGGGCUCAAGUAUUCAGAAUAUGGGAACUCUUACGAUCGUCAGAUAACUUCGAUCCGAGUAUUUUCCAGCCUAUACUACAGGUACUGCAAGAACCGGAAGCAAGGCAACUUGGCGGACGUGUGGCUGGUGGAAUUACUCAACGUCUGGCUGCUCGCUUACUGCAGCAAGUUCUCCGGGAUCCACCAGCCGCCACUUCUCCAACAUUGUAACUGCUCUUCCCAUCUGUUGUCAUAAUAAAAGUGAUUCUUAAUCUUAUACCAAGAUCAGUCUGAAUAUAAAUUUAAUCUUUAGCUUGUAUAUCAUUCUUCUUUUGUAAACCUGAAGUGAUGAUAUGAUUCGUUGCCUAUCAGUAUGUAAAUUUUGGGGCUCAAUAGGUUUAUCUUGUAUAUCUCUGUAUCAUGUAGUAAGAUAUAAAUGGCGAAAAUCGUGAAAUGAUUAUACUAGCAUUCUUCGCAUAUUUCAGUUCA